Messenger RNA from Astyanax mexicanus (Mexican tetra), 1377 nucleotides. RefSeq names its product cytoplasmic phosphatidylinositol transfer protein 1. The record is from RefSeq and is a predicted model, not a curated record. Gene Ontology annotation, cellular component: cytoplasm. NCBI's taxonomy places the organism in Eukaryota, Metazoa, Chordata, Actinopteri, Characiformes, Acestrorhamphidae. Gene Ontology annotation, biological process: phospholipid transport. The transcript has 10 exons. Gene Ontology annotation, molecular function: phosphatidylinositol transfer activity; phosphatidylinositol binding. The coding region runs from base 297 to 1076 and encodes 259 amino acids.
GAUCACAGUGGUGUUUUGGUAGAGCUGCGACCUGCACUGUUUUAAUUCAGGUACAAAAAGUAGGUCAGUUAUUAUUACAUCUUUUAACAAGUCUGAGAGCAACGAGUGAGGGGAAGGGCAGAAGGCAGGAGUGAGUUUUUUUUGUUUAGUCUGGAAAGGAGAGCAUGUGUCGAUAGGAGCAGUCAGUGGAACUCCAUUUCUCACCAUUAUAAUUUUUUCUUGAUUAUUUUUAUCGAUUUUUCUCCUGGUAAACACCGAAAAGCAGCCAUUUCUCAUCAAUUCCUGACAGACUUUUUAUGAGCAAAGACGUCAUGCUUCUGAAGGAGUAUCGCAUAUGCAUGCCUUUGACGGUGGAAGAGUACAGGGUCGGUCAGCUUUACACCAUCAGUAAACACAGUCAUCAGGAGAGUGACACCGGGGAAGGGGUCGAGGUGCUGCGGAGCGAAACUCACUGUGACCCCAAGUUAGGCCAAGGUCACUUCAGUGAGAAACGACUGCAUCUAGCCAGUAAGCUUCCGAGCUGGGCACGGUCCUUCAUUCCACGUAUCUUCUACAUCACAGAAAAGGCCAGGAAUUACUACCCAUACACUGUAACAGAAUAUACAUGUUCAUUCUUACCCAAGUUUUCAGUCCACAUAGAGACGAAAUAUGAAGACAACUGUGGAACAAACGACAACGUGUUCAGAGUGGAGAAGGAGAAGUGUAAAGUAGAAGUGGACUACGUGGACAUUUCCUCAGAUGACGUCCCAGAGAGACAUUAUAAAAUGACAGAGGAUUUAAAACGCUUCUCCUCCAUGAAGACAGGAAGAGGACCUCUUCAGACGGGCUGGUGGAAAAAGAGCAGGCCAGUCAUGUGCUCAUACAAACUGGUGCGGGUCCAGUUUGAGGUGUUUGGUCUGCAGAGCAGAGUGGAGCAGUAUAUCCACAAAGUUAUCAGGGACGUGCUGUUGGUGGGCCACCGGCAGGCCUUCGCAUGGGUGGACGAGUGGUACUCCAUGUCUUUAGAAGACGUCCGGACGUUUGAGAGCCAGAUGCAGACGGCCACCAACCAGAAGUUCGGAUGCCAAGAAGCCUAAUGGCCUCGCCUUCAAAACGUAAGGUCCUGCGUUCUACAGUGAGAGCUUUCAGUAGCUGCAGCGAAGUCGUGCCAGGGAAAUUAGGUUGCACUAAGUGGUGACAUGAGGUUCAGAUUGAUUGUGGAGCCAUCUGUUCAGCAUUUGUCGAACCGACACUGCCAUCCAGUGGAAACUGGCUGAACUUGGACCAGGCUUUAGAGGUUGUCAUACAUAAUGGAUGCUGUUCAUUUCUCAUCUAAAUGCUCUUGGUUAUGCUCUUGGUUAUCUCGGCUGGGAACUGAGCUGUGUGUCUGUCUGUGUU